Messenger RNA from Photinus pyralis (common eastern firefly), 599 nucleotides. RefSeq lists its product as uncharacterized. The transcript is spliced from 2 exons. Bases 111 to 551 code for a protein of 146 amino acids. The record is from RefSeq and is a predicted model, not a curated record. Gene Ontology annotation, molecular function: odorant binding. Lineage: Eukaryota; Metazoa; Arthropoda; Insecta; Coleoptera; Lampyridae.
AAUUACUUCAUUCUUAGAUAAGCAGUGCAAGGAGUUCCCUUUUUUUGCCGCACUGCUAUAAAACUGACAAAAUGAUGUAACUGAAACUUUGUUUGCCGUUCAUAAACGACAUGAAAGCGUCUUUGGGUUUUCUGCUCGCGUUUAUACUCGGGGUGCAAUGUGGCAGAUCCUUCGUCCCCACUACCGGCCCUGAAGCUGACUGUCUCAAGGAACAAAAUCUGAAAUUAUCGGAUGUUGAGCCCGAAAUUCAUAUAGUUUCAGAUGUCAACAAUGAGGUAGUCGGUCGGUUUUUUGUGUGCGUUUGGAAGAAGAGGGAGAUUUUUAAGACGAAUGGCGAAAUCAGCGGUGAGGGUAUAUACCGACGUUUUGCUGAAAUUUUCAAGAACGUUCAUUUGUCUGAAAGCAUCCAACUGGAGAUGAAAGAUGCGUUUAAUGAGUGCACAAAACUGAGGGAUAACACGGAUUGGAUAUUGGCGAAUAAAGUUAAAAACUGUAUAUUUCAUGCGGUUCAGAGUAGACCACACUUGCCUCGCCCUCAACCAGAAAAUUAAGCUCUCUGAUGAGUUACAUGAACAAAUAAAUACGCAGUAAUCUUUAGA